Molecule: messenger RNA, 4588 nt
Organism: Schistosoma guineensis
Lineage: Eukaryota; Metazoa; Platyhelminthes; Trematoda; Strigeidida; Schistosomatidae
Source: the annotation of a GenBank genome assembly
CUGACAACUGCCAACUACCUUGUUAACAUGUUCAAUCUUUGUUUGUCUACAUAACCAACAACGAAGUAAAGUCCUAUGCAGUCGGGGCUUUUUUGACUUAUUUUUUAAGUGCACUUCAAUGAGUUGGCAUCAGCCUGGUCUUGAUGUUAGUGCGGCUCCGUUACAUCAACUUACACCUCAUGGUCUAUUAUCAAAUGAAUAUCUUUCUGGGUUUGAUCAGAGUUCUGGUGGUAUGGAUUCGGAAAACGCACUCUUGACGGAGCAGCGUGCACAGUUGACAGGAAGAGAACUUCAGCAACUUCUUAGUGUUGCUCACCAAAGUUUAGAUGAAGCUCAGGAAAGAAAACAGUCAUUAAAUAGUCAUAGAUUAAAGCCUGCUCUAUAUAGUGUGUUCUGUGAAAUCAAGGAGAAAACAGCUCUAAGUUUGAGAAACUCAGCUGUUUCUGCUGUAGAAGAUGAAGCUAAUUCACCAGAUCCUCAGCUUUUACGCUUGGAUAAAAUGUUAGUUGCUGAAGGUGUAACAGGACCUGGCGGUAGUCUGAAUAAUGAUCUAAGUGACGGUCCUGGAGACUUGGGUGGGGGACCCGGUGAUUGUAAUCAAAUUGAACAUGCUGAUUAUCGCGCCAAAUUGUCUCAGAUUCGCCAGAUAUACCAUGCAGAAUUGGAGAAAUAUAAAAAUGCGUGUGAUGAAUUCACAGGACAUGUUAUAAAUUUAUUGCGUGAACAGAGUCGUAGUCGACCUAUAAGCCCAGCAGAAAUUGAACUUAUGGUUGGUAUAAUUCGGAGGAAGUUUCGAGCAAUUGAAACACAGCUGAAACAAAGUACUUGUGAAGCAGUUAUGAUAUUGCGAUCUCGAUUUUUGGACGCUAGACGCAAACGUCGAAAUUUCAGUAAAGAAGCUACUGAAGUACUAAAUGAAUAUUUCUACUCUCAUUUGGCUAAUCCAUAUCCUUCAGAAGAAGCGAAAGAAGAAUUAGCCAAAAAAUGUGGGAUAACUGUUUCACAAGUCAGUUUUCUGAAAAUAAUUCGCACAUUUAAUUUUUACAGUUUUCAUUUUAAUAUAAUAUUUUGGUAGACAUACAAUCGUAUAUAUAUGUGUAUGUCAUUGAUAUUUGUAUUCUGUUUUCACUGAAGUUCAGAUUUACUCAUCAUUGUGUCAGGUAUAUAAAAGUGAUAUUUAACAAAUUACCAAGUGAUGAAUAUUCCACUUCUUUGGCAAUAACUAUAAUGAAACUACCAUUUAAGUUCAGUAACAUAACAUAUCCUAAUGGGGACCUGUUUCAUAAUUACUUUCUUAAUGCCAUAAGUUAUCCUUGUUCAUUAUUUGAGAAAUGAAUUGCUACGUGAUGUUUAUGUGUAAAUGACUCAGGAUUCAAAGUCUGAAGAUAAUAUUUUUUUGAAACUUAAUGAAUUUAUAACGUUUUUGCUAAUCAGUGUUGAUGACGUUUACAUUUGUUAUAAUUAAAACGUUUCAAUCUACUUGAUUAUCACAAAAUGAUACAAACCAACUGCUUACAUUCUUCAUGACUCGAAUUUUCGUAUUGCCAUAUCCAUUCAUUUAGUCUUAAUUCUUAUCGGUAAUACUUAAAAUGUCAGUUGACAUGAUAGCUUUUAUAAAGUCAUUCCUACAUAUCCCAAAUCUGUUCUGAAAUAACAUUAUUAAGAAAAACUUGUAUUUCAUACUUUUGAACUAUGGUUUGGUGGUUGAAAAAGCAAGUGACUUUCACCCAAUAGGUCUCAGAUUCGAACCCCGUUCAACCCAUUUCGGUUUAGACAGCUAUGUAGUAUCACUAAUCUCCAUACAGGCAGUUUAUUUCAAAGCCAAGCACAUUAACCUAUAAAUCUUAAAUAAUUUACUAUAUAAUACAUCUACACUUCAAACACUAUUCACAUUUUUCGUUAGACUUCAUCUUUCAAGGUAGAAAGUGAAGUCAGUUGUCGUUGUAUUUAACUAACGUGUAUUAUCUGGUUUUGUUAUCAGCACUAACCUGUGACUUUGAUCUCUAAAACAAGUGUGUACAUUUUGCUUGGGAAAUGCACAUUUCAGAUGUUUAGAUGUGGUUUCGAAGAUUGAUUAACCGGUUAGCCACCAUGGUGUGUUUUUUAAUGACUGUAUCGAGUGUCAAUCGAUAGAAUGGGAAAGUGAACAUUGACUCUCGUUAAAUAGUUAGACCUUAUCAUUAGGUGUACCAUUUUUCUUCCACUUUGCUCAGCUAGUUAGACCUGCUAUUUUGAUUGAUUGAGAUUAAGUUGUAUAUGUGUAAGAACUACGGAUUGUUGCCCUCUUCCUCCUUUUUUAUGGGGCAGUUGCAGUCAAAAGUGUUCGUAAUCAUGUUCUUAAUACUUCUGAAUUCACUUGUCUAAAUGAUCAUAACUGUAAAUUCGAUUCAGUUAUUGGCUCGCAUUUUCAUUGUUAUCACCUUUUCGCUUAAUCUGACUAGUCGGUAAAUAAUAGUUAUGUUAAGGUAUGAUAAUUUUUGCAUUUUUCAAAUCAAUUCGUUAAUUACAUCUUGGUACUUAAUCAUUGUCAAUUCUAAAAAAUGAAUUUGAACAAGUUAUUUAAAAUUCUGAUCUAUCUGUUAAAGUUGUAUUCGCAGAAAGUUACACUGGUGUAGGUUAACCUAUAACUCUUCCUUCUAUUUAUAUUAUUAGUAACAUCAUUAGAACUCUAAAAUUAUCAAUUGUUAGUCCAAUUUGCUUUUGCUGUUCCGAGUUAAUUAAUAUGAUAUGUCGUACUUAAAUUUCCCCAUUUCAAUCAUCAUGUUGAUGAUAAUUAUAACAAAAGCUGAUCUAGUGUAAAAAUCCGUUUGCUAAAAUAACAGUUAUGAAUCCAAUUAACCAUUGGACCGUUUUUCAUUCCACAGGUCUCUAAUUGGUUUGGAAACAAACGUAUUCGGUACAAGAAGAACAUUGUAAAGGCUCAAGAGGAAGCAAAUAUGUAUGCUGCGGCAACAGCCGCGGCAGCAGCUGCUGCUGGAUCUGUGGCAUCUGGAACUGGUGGUCCAACAUCAUCUGAUGAACAUUCUGUUGGAUAUGGUCAUCCCGGCUAUGAAUACGAUGAUUCUAUGAGCCUUCAAAGACCUGUCCCUCAAAUGUCCUGUCCACCUGAUCAUGACACUUGGAUGGGUGGGGGAGGAGCUGGAGUUCUCGGACCGGGUAGUUUAGAUGAACCCGACUGCAAACGCAGUAAACUUUGAGUACAUCUAUGCGUAUGCGAGAAGCUGUUCAAAUAACUUCAUUCACUACAUUUUACAGCUGAUGAAUUCGCCUUGAAGUAUCUUAUUUGAUAAGCAUAUAUAUAUAUGCAUUCUCUUCAUCUGUUGGUUUAUGUUCCAUAUUUCGUUAGUUCUGUAUUCCUUUAAAACAUGUGUUUUGUAGAGGAAAUAAUACCGGGUUUACGCAGUAAUCCUACGCAAUAUAUACAAGCGACUAUGUGUAUUGUUAUAGGCUGAAUUGUCUCGGCUUUUUCUUGCCUUUUGUUCUAUUCUUUUUUUCCCGUAUUUUAUUCUUUAGUAUAUUUAUUUAUUAAUGUUCGUAAGUUCUCAGUGAUUAAGGCCUGUAUCGUUUUCGUGGUCCUGUCUUUAUAAUACAAAUAUCAUGUUAAUUGUAUUCCCUUUUUCUCUAUAAUGAUCAAAAUGAAUUCGAUUUUUUUUGGACAUUUCACUUGAAACAUUAAAGCCCUAAUAAUACUAUCUUAAUUGAUGUUGUCUCUGUUGUCGUUUUUUAGUCACCUAUCUUUUACUCUCUGGAGGGGAUGUGAAAGUGCAUCAACUUCCCAUUUAUACUUUCGUAUUACGUAUCUUUUGUGUCUUGUGUGUUUUAUCCUCUUAUGGUUUAAACGGUUAAUUUCUUGUCUUGAGAAUUUCGCUUCACUUAUUUGCUAACUAUUCUCUCCUAUUCACUUACAUUCUUUUAUACCACAUUUCUUCAUUCUGUAAGAUGUGGGUGUGUAUCUUUCAGGACUGUGUCGUAAGACGAUUUUUUCUCUUUCAAUUUAUUUCAUUUCAAUAAAACAAAUUGUAUUACUUUCUCAGUAUUGUUAAUAUUCUAAAUAGUGGUGAUUCACUAACUAAAUGUUCAGCUCUAAGUUUGAACUCCACUCAUCCACUACGGUUUAUAUGUCCAAUUAGUUUUAAUCGCCUUCACAAACAGUUUAUCAUAAAAGGCACGUAUUGAAACUCAUAAGCGAAUCACAUCAUAAUCUUAAUUAACAGUUAAUAUGUAUAAAAUAAUUAAAAUUUCAUCGACAAUUGAUAUAAAUUGUCCAGCAACUGUAUGCUUCAUUUUAUUGUAAAAACAAAGUCGUUUUAAGCACUGUGAAAACUUUAUUUUCAGAUCGCUGAGUUUCUGUGGUAUUUGACGUCUUGAUACGUGGUUCUGUGUGACUUUUAUUCCAGUUUGAUGAGUCUAAUCCCGUUAUUGCUGUAUAUUUUCCCAGCCUCAAUAGCCAUUACCACUAGGGAUUUUACUCAAGCCAAUUAUUUGUUAAUUUCCUCCAUAUUCUUACUUCAUAACAGUGAUGUUAAUAUUAUCAUACAAGAAAUACAUUACAAUAAGGAAAUAUCAUAUCUACUUAGUGCAAGAACAA